Exophiala mesophila is the source of this 1338-nucleotide messenger RNA. RefSeq lists its product as uncharacterized. The record is from RefSeq and is a predicted model, not a curated record. Lineage: Eukaryota; Fungi; Ascomycota; Eurotiomycetes; Chaetothyriales; Herpotrichiellaceae. Bases 136 to 1053 code for a protein of 305 amino acids. The transcript has 2 exons.
AUUCCUUCCUCAUGUCACCUUGUUUUCAUCUCAAUGCUCUUCAAACAGGUCUAUGGUGCCGUCAACCCUCGCUGACACUCCACCGGUGAUGAUUCGAGCUUCAUCGCAGCCCUCCGCACGCCACCACCACUCACGAUGAGUUCAAGUUCGAAACCGCCGCCCAUGGCCCAUUCCGACGCAUAUUAUGAGUCCAGAUUCAUUCCCAGUUCUUCUCAGAUAGCCUACCAAUACCCUCCGAUCGUUCCGCUACAACAACCUUCACCGGCCCAUGUAAACCCGACCCUACAUCCCAGACCCUACACAAGCACCCACCGAACAGAUCCCAACCGGCCUCAAGGUUCAGUCUCUAGUGGCGAAUCCGGCUCAACGGCAGGGUCGGAUUUCAAACCAUAUCUCCAUAAACAAACAUAUCAUCAGAGUCCCCAGUUGGAGAGGGGGCAACCUGUCUUGGGCGGGCGUGACCAUACUCAGCCUUACUAUGCGCCUCACAUCGACACGAGGAUCCCCCCCAGCAACCAUGGGCCGUCGGAGAUGAUAGAAGACCAAUCGGCGGUCUAUCGAUACAUCCAACAGCAUCAGGCUGAAGAGGAAGAGUAUAAGGAGGAUGAUCAUGCUCUGUGGAUUCUGAUGUGGAUGUCAUUCCUCGAUCCCUUUUACUGCCUAUUUAGCGCCAUCUUCACAUUAUUCUCUGUCCUUGUCAUCAUUGUCAUGCUUCCCUUCCGAUUAUGCCAGAAGGAUGCAUCGUCGAGCACCACACUGAUCCGCCUAGUGGGUCCCAUCUUCCGAAAUCAUCUUCAGAUGAUAUACGCCCAGUCGCUCGAGUAUUCCCAUACAUUCGAGUUCAGCCCUUCGUGUCUGGUCUUUAUUCAGGUCAUAUCACCCAUUUUGAGCAUGGGCAAUGCCAUUGCAGCUUGGGUGGUAGCGGUCUUUUGGAUCUUCGCCAUCAUCAUGGGCAAUCCAGACGGGACCGAGAAGCGAGACGACGGGCGAGCCACGGUGUUGAUGCUGCGCGAUUGGUGGGAGAAAUGUUUGCUAUAUGCAAUCAGAAAGUGACACCACUGUACAGUUACGAGAAGCAAGUCCCUUUUGGUUUACGAUGGAACGAUCACAUGUCAAACUUUUGGCCAAUAUUUUUCUGGCCAUACCUUUUGAGCGAGCGAUCUUGGUCUGUUGGAUUUCACAGGCUCCAAGGAAAUACCCAUUCUCUUUUCCGAGUUUUUCCCCCAAUUCUUCAAGUCACUGCUGGCCUCUUGGUCAGCUCUCGGGCGUGUCUCAUAUGUAUGUCUCUCGGGUUAGAUAGAUCCAGCUCCGGCAUACACUCGAGGUGUUUGACUCCAG